AGUGAGGCUGUAGACAUAUUUAGAAUGAUAGAAGUUCCAAUAUAUGGUAAAUAAUAAAAAGAAUUAUUUGUAAAAGUUGGGAGGCUGGCCAGGGAUUUAGCUCAGUGGCAUAAGCAUCUACCUGGCAAGCUCGAGGUCUUGAGUUUGAUCCCCAGCGCAAAAAAUAAAAAAGAUUGGUAGGCAGAGGAAAGGACAUAGAAUAUGUGAUAAAUUCCACCCAUGUUGUGGGGUAGACAGUAAUGACAAAUGGCCACAGAGUUUUUGUUUGGCUUGGUGUUUCUGAUAGGAGUCCUGAUAUAUAGUCCAGGCUGCACUUGAACUCCCUGGGUAGCUCAGGCUGACCUUCAACUCAUGACCCUCCUGUCUCAGCCUCCCGAGUGCUGGAAAUAUGGGCAUACACCACUGUGCACAGCUUAGUCCCAGCACUUUAAAAAAUGCAUUAUACCAGGCAAGUCCCCUGCCUGGACCUACAGUCCCAGUGAUCAGGGAAGCUGAGGCAGGAGAAUUGGUUGAGCCCAAGAAUACAAAACCCAGGGCUGAGGAUUUAACUCUUCAGCAUAAGUGCCUACUUGGUAAGCACAAGGUUGUGAGUUCAAUCACCGGGUGUAGCCUGGACGAUAUAACAAGAUCUUAUCUUUAAAUAGAUGAAUAAAUGUAAAAGAAAUAGAUCCAGAAAAGAUAAAAAAUGGGGGGUGGGGUUAACCUUAAUUAAGGAGCAGGACUAAAAUGGAGGAAGGAAGGUGGAUUCCCAUCUGUCUUUGUUUUUGCUUUGGGACAGGAUCUCAUUAAGUAGUUCAGACUGGCCUUGGAUCCCUCAGCUUCCCAAGUGCUGGGAUUACAGGCACCACACCCAUUUGGUCUUUGCAGGUAUUCCUUUCUGUUAGGUCUAAAUCCCCCCCGCCCCCGUGCAUUUUAUUUUUUGGUCUUUUUGAGACAGGGUCUCCCUAUGCAGUUCAGGCUGGCCUUGAGCUCACUUUGUAGCCCAGGCUGGUUUCGAACUCUCAAUGAUUCUCCUGCCUCAGCCUCCCAAGUGCUGGGAUUACAGGCAUGAGUUACCUCGCCCGGCUCGUGCAUUUGUUAUUCUAGCCAAAAGUAAGAAAAGGCAAUUGCUGGAAAGGAUCUGCCUGGCUGCUGAGGAAAGUGGUUGAAGAGGUGAAAGGUGGAGGCUAGAAAUUCAGGUGUUGUCUGGUUGAGGCCGGUUUAUGCACCCAAGGGUUGGCACCCUCAUUGUCAGUGUGGCUAGCGCUGCAAAGGCCAUUGGGUCGCCAGGCGCGUGUUCCCUGCACACUGCAGAGCAGAGCACUGUCACCCCGGCCUGAGGAGGUGGGUGUGGGCGGCGGGAGGCCCCGCCUUUUUGCUGCGGGAAGGGGGGGGCUCAUAACCUCCUCCUUCCUGAAGUGGACCCAGUCCGAGGUCCCCUCCACCUCCAGGUCAUCAGUGUGCUUCCCCAUCUGUUCGCUAGAAUCUUCUGGAUGCUUUUGGGCCACCCAGGCGUGUACCACUGGACGGAGAUGAGAGCCAAAAUGCGUAUCAUGGGCUUCAGAGCGGAAGCCGUGAAGCCGCUCAACGAGGCGGCGGCCGCCGAGCUGGGCGCCGAGCUGCUGGGCGAAGCCAUCAUCUUCGUCACCGCCUGCAGCUGCCUGAUGCUGGAGUACUGGCGCCAGCAGUCGCACCGGCGCCGCAAGAAGCAGCAGCAGCGCCUGUCGUGGGACGCUCUGCAGGAAGAGGUGGGCCAGCUGGCGCUGGGGCUCGAGGCGCUGCAGGCGGAGGUGCGCGCGGCCGCCUCGCGGGCCUCGCUGGAGGAGCUGCGCGCGGAGCUGCGGGAGGUGCAGGUCCAGCUCUGCAACCCCGACCCAGAGCCCGCGCCCCCGGAGUAAGGCCCGCAGUCCCUGCCGCGGCCCUCGCGCCCCGCCAGAGGGCCCCUGCCUGCUCUUUUCAGGCCCGCAUUCAAGGUGGCAGUAAUGGGGUCCAAACAGGCACCUCCCUGGUCAUCUGCCCAGGGUACCUUGGCACAGUCCUCCCGGUGCCUCCUCCCACAGGUGGAACUGGGGGACCGGCACCCUCCCCCUGCCCCUGUCCCCACAGGGACCCAGAGCUUCAGCACCAGGAAGAGCAACGCCCAGUGUGGGUUCCACCUGUCCGCCAGGGGGAGGCAGAGGAUAAACCACCUCUAGUUCCAUGACUCCCACCCCCGCCUACCUGGGAUUCCUUCCUAUGGGGCGGGCGGAGACGAGGUCUCCUCUUCAUCGGUAGGGACCAACACAAGAAAGUGCAGAAAGCUCCAGAGGACUUUCUGCCCCUGUCACCUAUCACCUACCUCACUUUUCGGAGGACCUUGCACUGGGUUUGGCUGAAAGUCACCUGUGCCUGCUGUGUUUGACCCGCCACAGAGGCCGCCAUCCUCUGCUCCAAACCGGAGCACCGAGCCGCACCCGUUAGUCUCAGGCCGCCCCUGGCCGGCCCACCUGACCCACUGCCCUCCAGCAGAACUGCCCCGGGGGAGGAGAAACUGGUCCUGCCUGGUACUAACACAGGGCCCCACCCCUCCCCAGUAGCCUAAGGACCCACCUGUCCCUCGAGUAGAGGCCACUGUCCUAUUCCCCAUCUACAGUACUCAAGGAUUGCCCUCCCUCCUGCCUUAUCGGGAGCACACCAAACCCCCAGACCAAACCACUCCUGCUCUCGGCCUCCGCACACCUUUCUCUUUUUGUAAACUGUUAAAUGUUUAUGUAAUUAAAGGUAUUCUUAGGUAAAGAA
Messenger RNA from Cavia porcellus (domestic guinea pig), 2757 nucleotides. Its product is annotated as optic atrophy 3 protein-like. Gene Ontology annotation, biological process: regulation of lipid metabolic process. Lineage: Eukaryota; Metazoa; Chordata; Mammalia; Rodentia; Caviidae. The record is from RefSeq and is a predicted model, not a curated record. The transcript has 2 exons. Gene Ontology annotation, cellular component: mitochondrion. The coding region runs from base 1473 to 1877 and encodes 134 amino acids.